Otolemur garnettii (small-eared galago) is the source of this 1209-nucleotide messenger RNA. RefSeq names its product prostaglandin D2 receptor 2 (gene PTGDR2). Gene Ontology annotation, cellular component: plasma membrane. Gene Ontology annotation, biological process: phospholipase C-activating G protein-coupled receptor signaling pathway; complement receptor mediated signaling pathway; inflammatory response. The transcript has a single exon. Gene Ontology annotation, molecular function: complement receptor activity; G protein-coupled receptor activity. Lineage: Eukaryota; Metazoa; Chordata; Mammalia; Primates; Galagidae. Bases 16 to 1209 code for a protein of 397 amino acids. The record is from RefSeq and is a predicted model, not a curated record.
CCACAGAGCCCGGCAAUGUCAGCCAACGUCACGCUGAAGCCACUCUGCCCCAUCCUGGAGCAGAUGAGCCGCCUGCAGAGCCACAGCAAUUCCAGCAUCCGCUAUAUAGACCAUGCAGCGGUGCUGGUGCACGGGCUGGCUUCACUGCUGGGCGUGGUGGAGAACGGCCUCAUCCUCUUCGUGGUGGGCUUCCGCAUGCCCCAGACUGUGGUUACCACCUGGGUGUUGCACUUGGCGCUGUCUGACCUAUUGGCCACUGCCUCCCUGCCUUUCUUCACCUACUUCCUGGCCGUGGGCCACUCGUGGGAGCUGGGCACCACCUUCUGCAAACUUCACUCCUCCAUCUUCUUCCUCAACAUGUUUGCCAGCGGCUUCCUGCUCAGCGCCAUCAGCCUGGACCGCUGUCUGCAGGUAGUGCGGCCAGUGUGGGCACAGAAUCACCGCACGGUGGCGGCGGCGCACAGAGUCUGCGGGGCGCUCUGGGCACUGGCUGUGCUUAACACUGUACCCUAUUUCGUGUUCCGGGACACCAUUCCUCGGGUGGACGGGCGCAUCAUGUGCUACUACAACGUUCUGCUCCUGUACACCGGGCCCGACCGCGACGCCACGUGCAACUACCGCCAGGCGGCCCUGGCCGUUAGCAAGUUCCUGCUGGCCUUCCUGGUGCCACUGGUGAUCAUCGCCUCAAGCCAUGUGGCCGUGAGCUUGCAGUUGCGCCACCGCGGCCGCCGGCGGCCAGGCCGUUUUGUGCGCUUGGUGGCGGCCGUGGUGGCGGCCUUCGCGCUCUGCUGGGGACCCUACCACGUGUUCAGCCUGCUGGAGGCGCGGGCGCACCACGACAAGGCGCUGCGGCCGCUGGUGUGGCGCGGGCUGCCUUUCGUCACCAGCCUGGCCUUCAUCAACAGCGUGGUUAACCCGCUGCUCUACGUGCUCACCUGCCCAGACGUGCUAAGCAAGCUGCGGCGCUCGCUGCGCGCUGUGCUCGAGAGCGUGCUGGUGGACGACAGCGAGCUGGGCCUCGGGGGCAGCAGCCGCCGACGCCGCGCCUCCUCCUCCUCGUCGCUGGGCAGCCGCCACCAGACGCUGCUGCGCCCCGCGCGCCUUCUGAGCUGGCUACCGGGUGGCCGCGCUGCUUCCCAGAGGGGCCGGGCCCCAUCCCAGGACGAGAGUGGCCCCCUGAGUCGGGCGCUGAGCAACACCUCGGGAUAG